Molecule: messenger RNA, 838 nt
Organism: Toxoplasma gondii ME49
Lineage: Eukaryota; Apicomplexa; Conoidasida; Eucoccidiorida; Sarcocystidae
Gene: RPL29
Product: ribosomal protein RPL29
Exons: 3
Coding region: 143-307 (54 amino acids)
Biological process (GO): cytoplasmic translation
Cellular component (GO): cytosolic large ribosomal subunit; ribosome
Molecular function (GO): structural constituent of ribosome
Source: RefSeq, a predicted model, not a curated record
CACACUGCGUACUACGCCUGAGCGCCAUCGCAUUGCAGGUGGGGUUCCUACGUCGUCUUUUUCUCUGUUGCCUGGCGUUCGGUAACUUUUCUGUUGUGUACUUUUCUCGAUUGUGGUCGAUUGCAAACAAACCCUCGGCAAAAUGGCGAAAUCAAAGAACCACACCAACCACAACCAGAACAAGAAGGCUCACCGUAACGGUAUUAAGAAGCCUCAGAGGAAGAGAAAGAUGUCCACCAAGGGGAUGUGCCCGAAGUUCUUGCGCAACCAGCGCGCGUGCAAGAGAGGCAUGAUGAAGUCCGACUAAACGAGCGGCCAGCCCCGCGCAGCUGGCAGGCUUCCUAGCGCCGUGGUGUGAAAAAUCACUAGUGAGGGGCUUGUCAGUGAAACAGUCAGUUGAAACGUCCGGGAGUGCAAGUUGUCUGCCAAACACUGUCACUAUGGCCUCGUUGCCGGGGUCUGGACCAAGGGGUCAAGGUUCUUUGGUGUGGCUUUUGUGUGGUGACCACCUCUAAACGGACUGUCGGAGGCGAUAGAUGUAAACACUUCCUUCCUAACGAGUCCUCGUCUGAUGGCUGGUACAAAUUGCUUAGGAUUCACUGCGAACAGCGGCUCGUGCGGGCUAUUUGCAGUUGUAAUCCCUACAAUUGGGCAUAGUAUUAAGUUGCCCCAUAAGCAUCUUCUGUCGUAUAGAGUUGUUCCAGAGGGGACGACGAGCGGGGCGCCGUGACAUCUUCAGUAGCUGGUAGCGAGCGAGAAACUUCCAGAGAGAAUGACUGCACAUGCGGUUUAAUAUCGUGGCAGAGCCUUUUCCCUCACUCUGCACACCUCGACUGUC